CACCACGAGUGGAUGCCCGCUGCGACGUUCCGAACCUGCUUAUGACUACCAUUCAUACCGACACACCUAUUUGCGGUGAUGUCCAUCAGCCCGAUUGUGCAAGUAUGAUGCAUAAUCCCUGAAGCAGCUCACGAAGCUGCACCAGCAAGCCUGUGCCAUUGGGCCAUCAGCUCAAGACGAUGAACGAUUCACAGGGACGGGGACGGGGACGGGGACGGAGUGGGCCUCGCGGCAGAGGUCGAGGUCAAGCAAGAGGAGCAGGAAUCCAGAGUAAUCGGUCAGAAGGUUCGUCUCCCUGGGCCCGGCCACAGUCGCAGGGCACGGCCACAGAUCGAGGAGGUGUGCGUGGCCGAGGGAGGGGUAGCAGAUCGUCGGCUGUCACUUACCCCAGCAAAGGCGACAGAAGCAAAUCUGUGCAAAAGCGAGAAUCGUAUGUGCGCUCUGAUGAUCCCUUCUUCGAGCCAGAUGAUGAUGUUGGGGAAGCCGGGCCAAAAGGUGCGCAAGAUUCUUCUUCCUCUUCUGACUCGGACUUGGGCGAGGGUGAGGCAUCUGGCGAGCCAAAAGUGACGCAAGCAGCAACUUCAACCUCAUCACCUCAAGUCGAGCCGAAUGCCUCCACAUCCGUCUUCGAGCGCACCACUCUCAGCCUUUCUUCAAACCCUCUACCUUCCACGAGAGACCUAUCUCGCACACUCCGACGCUUCAGCGCGCUGAGGAAGCUGGAAAUGACGCGCAUGCAGGCUUCUGCCGCAUCGCCAAACGGAUUGGAAAGCUUGCAUUGGCUACAGGAAGCAACAAUCGGAGGGAUUACCGACAGCGCAGGCAGUGAGGAGGAGCAUGCAUUUGGGCAAGACCUCACUAGCUUCGACGUUACUGGAAAUGAGGGCCUUGGCGUCAAGGGCGGGCGCGACGCGCUCAAUGGAAUUGAAAGGUUGACGGCGUUGCGAGUGCUGAACCUCACCUCAUGCUCCUUGGCACACGUGUCGUUCCAUUUGCUGCCUCGUGCACUGCACGCUCUCAUCCUCGCACAAAACAAUCUCGAGGCUAUCUCGACGCUUCCGCACUUUCCAAGUCUAAAUACGCUGAUUCUCUCUGCCAAUCGACUCGGCAAGCUUCCAGCAAAUCUGGCCAGCUCCUUGCCCGCUCUCAAAAAGAUCAAUCUCAGCGGCAACAUUAUUUCUGGCAACCAAUUGCCGGACUUUACGAGCUGCAGCGCUUUGAAAGAGGUCAACCUGCGAGGAAAUCCACUUCAGCAGCUCCCGGCGCACAUGGCCAGUUGGGGGUUGGGCGGGUCGGCGAAGGCGAGGAAAUUGCAAUCCGGUGCAAGCCGCGUGGAACGCUCGACUGACGGGGAUGGAGUGAGAAUUUUGGACCUGUCCGACUGCCGUCUCGAAGACUGGGCAUCGAUUGAACCUCUACUUCAUGUCACCAGCAGUGCGAGCGCGGCAACCCUUGAAACCGCCGAAGCUGGUCAGCAGCGCGCUGAGAGCGGAAAAGCUAGCAAGCGUCUGAAGUAUCGAGGCCUGGCGUCUCUCAGUCUGCGCGGCAACGGGGUGACGAGAAUGCCGGGAUACAGAGAAAGGAUGAUCAAGUCCGUUUCCACUUUGCGUCAACUCGAUGGCACGCUCAUCGAAGAGCGCAAGCCAUCACGACAAAGGAAAGAAGCUUCGCCACCUCUGGAGAAGUCUUCCACUGGCACCAAUCAUGAACGUCGGCGCGAUUCAGGGUGGGCCAGCCGUUCGGAGACAAAUGGCCGUUCGGCAGCAGAGAUUGAUGACGAGCCGUCGGAUCUCGAAGGUUCUGAAGAGGAGGCUCUGGCUCAGGAAGCUGCCAGGGAUCGCGCUCGGCUGCGAAGGCCUCUUACAGAGUCCAAGCCUGAAGCGUUGACACGCACUGAGUCGAAGUCGAGAAGUACUGCAAGUGAACAGACGAAGAAAAGGAAGCGCGAAGAGCGCGAGAGACCGCGCCCUUUGUCAGCCGGCGAGAAUGCACCGCAGAAACCUCGAAGCGGCCCAGGACCGCGCGCUAAGAACCCUGCUUUUGAAGAUCAGCGGCGCGAAGGCAGGACGCACAAGAGAGGAGCGCGAGGCAAGAAGCGCAAAUUGAGUGCAGAUGAGGCAUCGCAGGAGCUGGCUGGGAAGAAUGACGAGAAUGGUGUCGAUGCGUCACGGAAGCGCAAACCUACGCGCGUUGUGGAGGUGAUUCACGCAGAACCUGAACGGGGUGUCACGAGCCGCUCUCGCAAAGCAUCAGUCGAGGUGAUGGAAGAAGGUGUUCAAUCUGACGCGUCUUCGGAUGACGACCGACCAAGUCGUAAGCACAAAGCACAUAAGAGGGCAUCAGUCGUCAAAGAGGUUCUGCGCUCCGCUGCUGGUCUAGAUGAAGAGCGGGAAGCGGAAGCGUACGAGCACUUUCCUCGUGCUUCCGGCCCAGCCAAGGCGCGAGGCAAACAGGAAAAGGCAACAAUGAAUGAGCGGCAGCAAAUUUUCGGAAAUGCAGGGGCGAAGGGCAAAUCUGCACACAUUGACCCCAAGGUGCGCGAUAAUAGGUUGCCCAAGAGCUCAAACAUGUCAAAGGAUUCUGGCGCGUCGACUAGCGUGCCGGAAGCUCAUGAUCGCCCCAACAAGCCAUUGCCCAAUCGCCGCACAGCCUCAAAAAACGACGCUAGCAUGGCGAAACAGAAGCUCUCAGCUUGGGAUGCUGAUAGUCCGCUGGUCAAUAAGCAGCAAUCUUCUGCGGUCUUGCAAGCCGAGCACGAGUCUGGCGUGGCUGACAAGAAGGAUCAAGGCAAGGAGAAGACAUCCGUCAAAGGCGUGGUCGACCUGCGGAAAAAAAGCAAAGGCAACAAAACAUUGCCCACGCUCCCAGCUGCCGGCAAGGAGCUGGGCGCUGCGCGUUACACUCAGCAGAAGGCCUCUCUGCUGUUAAGUUCGCAGACGGAUGAUACGUGGGGCAGCGGCGCUGGCAGUGGCUGGUGGUAGCUCCUCUUUUGAUGCAGUACCAAGAAGGGGCUGCUUCGCACCAUCUUCAUCGCUUAGCCAAUCGUGAUCACUUUCUUUCCACCUCAGAAGGCGCAGCAGCACGAGACGACACGGGUCUUAGACGGCUACAGAGCGAGUCAAUCUCAUGCAUGCAGCAGUGACAUUCGAGUAGCGCAGUGCGAGGCAGUUAUUGUGAUAGGGAGAGGCGCUUUGUGAGCACGUCUGCGAUUCGGCAACUGGAAUCGACGCUUGUUAUUGGGAAGGAGGAACGUUUGCGCAACGCCGGGCACAUGGCUUGUAAUUUUGGACAUUGAGCUCAUCGCAGAUCUAUCCAGCCGCCUCUAGCGACUUUGGUGCGACAGAAGCCGCAGCUGGCGUGGCGCUUGGGGUGCUGCCUGACGGGCCGUUGAAAUGCAGAUGCAAAGUGAGAUCCCUUG
This is a messenger RNA of Ceraceosorus guamensis, 3418 nucleotides long. Its product is annotated as L domain-like protein. The transcript has 2 exons. Lineage: Eukaryota; Fungi; Basidiomycota; Exobasidiomycetes; Ceraceosorales; Ceraceosoraceae. Bases 180 to 2981 code for a protein of 933 amino acids. The record is from RefSeq and is a predicted model, not a curated record. Gene Ontology annotation, molecular function: protein binding.